This is a messenger RNA of Fusarium verticillioides 7600, 267 nucleotides long. RefSeq lists its product as hypothetical. The record is from RefSeq and is a predicted model, not a curated record. Bases 1 to 267 code for a protein of 88 amino acids. NCBI's taxonomy places the organism in Eukaryota, Fungi, Ascomycota, Sordariomycetes, Hypocreales, Nectriaceae. The transcript has 3 exons.
AUGAAGGGCAAAUUGAGUAAAGACGGAAGGAACUGCAACGAGGAACUCAAAGGCAUGGUAAACAAACCCAAAGCCGAAGUCUCGAAGAAAAGAAGAGAACGGAUUGAUGAAGCUAUGAAGUGCUGCAUCCCGCCCGGGAGUGAAAAGAAGACUACUAAGGCCAAAAUACUACGGCCAACAGUACUACGGCCAACAGUACUACGGCCUAGAAUGUUCCUGCUAAAUAAGGCGGGUCUUGUACAAUGGGGAGACGCUAUGGGUAGUUGA